Messenger RNA from Pararge aegeria (speckled wood butterfly), 1338 nucleotides. RefSeq names its product neuropeptide FF receptor 2-like (gene NGR-A12). Gene Ontology annotation, cellular component: membrane. Gene Ontology annotation, biological process: G protein-coupled receptor signaling pathway. The record is from RefSeq and is a predicted model, not a curated record. Gene Ontology annotation, molecular function: G protein-coupled receptor activity. Bases 1 to 1338 code for a protein of 445 amino acids. NCBI's taxonomy places the organism in Eukaryota, Metazoa, Arthropoda, Insecta, Lepidoptera, Nymphalidae. The transcript has 9 exons.
AUGACUUCUGCAGUGACAGGGAAUGUGUUAGACAGUUUAAGUGAUCUGAACUUACUCGUUAAUGCGAACUUGAGCGAGGCUCUUGAGUUUGGCGCGGACUUGGACAAUAUAUUGUUUCAGCCUGAAAAAGUGUUGAUUGGACUCUAUGUGCCGUUGAUUUUAUUAUCUCUAAUUACAAACGUCCUGCUGAUAGUAGUGGCCGUGAAAUGUCAUUAUACGAAAUCUGUCACGAACAUCUUCUUGGUGAACCUCUCAGUGGCGGACUUGCUGGUGACGGGGCUAUGUAUGCCCAUCCAGCUCAGCAAGGCUAUUACGCUGGUAUGGUUCUACGGACAGACAGUAUGCAAGAUCGUCAACUACAUACAGGGAGUAGCCGUGGCAGCAAGCGUCUUCACCCUCACGGCGAUGUCAGUGGACCGCUGGAUCUCCAUCUCGCCAGAGCCUCGCCUGCGGCCUCCAGGGCGGAAGCAGGCUUUGCUUAUCCUCGCUGGUCUUUGGUUUGUGGCUCUGCUGAUCUUUUUCCCACUCCUCCUUGUGGCCUCUGUGAGGAAAGAGUCGGUGCCUAUUAUCUCUAAGGCAUAUCGAAAUAUUUCGAUAGAAAAUAAAGAAGUGCACUUCUGUACAGAAGAAUGGCCAAGCAUGGAAGGUAGGAAGCAGUUUGGCACUCUCAGCUUCACUUUGGUUUACGCAAUACCUGGCUCAAUCACAAUUCUGUCGUACGUGUUUAUGGGGCGGACGCUGUGUUCGGUGCGACCACCCUUCGACAUUUACGAGGGAAACAUUAGCAUGCAACAGGGUUUAAGACUGAUGAAGGAGAGGAAACGCGUCGCCUGGAUCUUGCUGCUGUUGGCGGUGCUGUUCGCACUUUGCUGGAUGCCGUAUAACAUCAUGCAGCUACUGCUGGACAUCAAUCUGGUCAACGCCAAGGACUUGAGCAUGUACCUGCCCUACGCGUUAUUUGUUGGUCACGCCAACUCUGCGAUCAACCCCAUUGUAUACUGCUUGAUGACGAAGAACUUCCAGCGGUCAGUGCACAAGCUGCUCUGCGGACGAGCACUAUGCCAACAGACAAAAUUUACGUGGCGAUGCACCCAGAAGCCCGACGGGUCUUCAAGUGAUUACGAACUUUAUCACGAACCACACAAACGGUGCUAUUUGCAUAUGACCGUACUACGACCCAAUGGCCACACACACGGCACGCCAACAGCUAGAGGCCUGGAGAUGCGCGCGACAUCGCAACUAAGCCACGUGACGCGAUCGUCGCGCCGCACCGCGCCUGCGCACGCCUUGUCCGUUGAGAUGCUGCAGAGGCACGGCCAUAUUGAUUAUAAGCGAUGA